AUGGCGUUAGGCAUCCUCGAAGACUCGAAGCUCGAUAACGUCCCUGGGACAACGUACGUGCUGGACGACGAUGGCAGCUCCGUCGAGACGCCCGUUCCCGGGGAGUCGCAUCUGAAAUACGACACAAAUGGCCCUGUUCCUAUCAUUCUCGUUCCGCAGCCGAGUGACGACCCCAACGAUCCCCUGAACUGGCCACGAUGGAAACGAGACACGAUUUUGAUCAUUCUCUCCAUCACCUCAGUGAUAUGCGCUACCACGUCUGCCAUCAUGGCCGCCAACACGGUUACAAUCGCACUCAAUUACACCAUUGAUUUCACCCAGGCAGCCCUCUUGACAGGAUACCAUCUCUGCGGAGUCGGGGUCGCCGGUAUCAUAAUAGUACCUACCGCCAGAGUAUGGGGGAAGCGACAUCUCUUCUUGCUCGGAAACCUCAUAAUCGUCAUCUCCUGCAUAUGGGCCGGCCUCAGCAAACGUAGCCAUGUUAGCUUGAUCUGGGCGAGAAUCUUCCAGGGAGUCGGCCUCGCUCCCUUCGAAGCCCUCGUCAACGCUGUCGUUGGCGACCUCUUCUUCGUCCAUGAGCGCGGAAAACGCAUGGCCCUGUCCAACGUUGCGCUUUUUGGAGGCGCAUUCCUCACUCCCGUCAUAGCUGGCAAGAUGACCCAUACCUUGGGCUGGGAGUGGACCUUUUUCUUCAUUGCGAUCUUCUCCGGCGCCUGUCUGCCGCUCCUCUUCUUCUUUGUCCCCGAAACUGCCUAUAGGCGCGCUUCACACCUCAACACAGACAUUUUAGGGGACGUAGAUCGACGGGCUUCCAGAGGAGCUACGCAAGCAGCUAUUGAGAAGGAGGCGGACGCUGACUCCGGUGCCGGGCCUAGUUCAGCUGCCGCGGCUGCAAACGGUGAUACCACAUCAGCCGAGUUACCACCAAAGGCUACAUUCGUCGAAUCACUGGCCCUAUUCAAUGGUCGCAAGACAGACGAGAGCUUUUGGAAGCUUCUUCUACGGCCAUUCCCACUCUUUUUCCAUCCUAGCAUUGCCUGGGCAUGUCUUAUACAAGGUGUCAUCAUUGGCUGGACAGUCUUCAUUGGCGUAGUCCUGGCCGCACUCUUCCUCGGUCCACCACUCUGGUUCUCAGAGGAAAAGACAGGAUACCUCUACACCGGCGCUUUCAUCGGAUCCGUCGUCGGCCUGUUCCUAUCAGGCCUCUUCUCAGACUGGUCCGCCAACUUACUUAUCCGCGCCAACAAGGGCAAAUAUGAACCUGAAUUCCGUAUCUGGCUCGUCCUACCGCAGCUAAUAUUCAGCGGUAUUGGCCUGUUCGGGUUCGGGUUUGCUUCCGGAGACGUAACCAAGUACGGAUGGGUGAUACCAGAUGUCUUCUUCAUGUUUGUUCUUAUCGGCAUGGUUAUGGGCGCCGUAGCCAGUGCCCUGUACAUCGUCGAUGCUCACCGUGAAAUUGCCAUCGAAGCGUUCACUUGUUUGCUAGUGUUCAAGAACAUGUUCAGCUUCGUGCUCACUUACUUUGCGUACAACUGGGUGGUUCUCGGUGGAGCCAAGAGAGUCUUCCUCAUCAUUGGCGGCAUCGAAGUAGCCGUCUGUUUGCUCAGUGUGCCCAUGUACGUCUUCGGCAAACGUAACCGCUCGUUUUUCCAUCGUUACGACAUUCUCAAGAUGCUUAAUUUGUGGUAG
This is a messenger RNA of Nannizzia gypsea CBS 118893, 1689 nucleotides long. RefSeq lists its product as hypothetical. Lineage: Eukaryota; Fungi; Ascomycota; Eurotiomycetes; Onygenales; Arthrodermataceae. The transcript is spliced from 7 exons. The record is from RefSeq and is a predicted model, not a curated record. Gene Ontology annotation, molecular function: transmembrane transporter activity. The coding region runs from base 1 to 1689 and encodes 562 amino acids. Gene Ontology annotation, biological process: transmembrane transport.